AAAUACCAAGCACCUGUCACGCCACUAAUUUCAUUUUGUCAACAUGAUUAUCUUAUGCGCAUGACGCUGAGUCCAGAAUCAAUCGAUUGAGCCUCAGAUGAAGAGGAGUCUUGGUAAAGAUGACGGCACCGGAGGCAGAAAAUCGCCAAAAACUGCUUCGGGCAGUGAAAAAAGAGGUGAAGCAGAUAAUGGAGGAAGCUGUCACCAGGAAGUUUGUCCACGAAGAGAGUAGCAGCAUUACCUCCCUUUGUGGAGCAGUAGAAGCUUGUCUCCUUCAUGGCCUGAGGAAGCGAGCUCUUGGUCUCUUCAAGCUCAGUUCAACCACUGCCCUGCUACAGAAGGUGUCCAAAAGUUGUGAAGCAGCCUCCAUCGUCCUCCGAUCCCUCAACAAUGUGGAGAACAACUUCGAAGCCAGCAGGAAGAAUGUGGAUAGCAACAAAAACCAGACCAAGCAGACGUCAGGCAAGGCCGGUCUGCCCCGGUACCUGUGGAUCCGUCUGGCCAUCUUUGAGAAGCAGCUCCACCGUAUUCUGGACUACCUAGUGCAAAACUACAGCCGAUACUAUGAAACAGAUGCGCUAAUUGCAGACCCUGUGGAUGGUCCAAUAUUUGCUUCUCUUCUGGUUGGUCCGUGUGCUCUGGACUAUACCAAGAUGAAGACCACGGAUCACUUUUGGACAGAUCCCCCCGCUGAUGAAUUGGUGCAGCGCCACAGGAUACAUUCCAGCACAAACCACCUGACCGGUCCAGGCUCCCCCAAACGCCCCGGCCUACAGCCGAUGACAAAUUUUCAGAUACGCAACACAAGCUCGAGCAGCGAGGAGAGUUCUAAGAGUUUCCAUCAGUCUGCCCGGGAUUACGUGGAGUCGCUCCAUCAGAACUCUAAGACAACUCUUCUUUACGGCAAAAAUAAUGUCCUAGUUCAGCCCAGAGAGGACACAGAGCCAUUGGCGGGGUACUUGUCUCUUCAUCAGUCCGCAGAGGGUCUGACCAUCAUGUGGACACCCAAUCAGCUGAUGAACGGCUGUUGUGAGGACACAGAUGAUGAAAUUGAUCGCAGCAUGUACUGGGACUUUGCCUUGACCGUGUACUUAGAUGAAAUCGUAUACAUCCAUUGUCAUCAGCAGCCUGACUGUGGAGGGACCAUUGUGUUAGUGGGACAGGAUGGGGUACAGAGGCCCCCCAUCCACUUCCCUAAGGGAGGGCACUUGCUCGCAUUCCUCUCCUGCCUGGAGAACGGCCUACUCCCUCACGGACAGCUGGACCCCCCUCUCUGGUCACAAAGGGGUAAAGGAAAAGUCUUCCCAAAGCUGAGAAAGAAGGGGAGCCGCCUCUCUCUGCUGUCGGGCAGCACCAGUUCUACAGGAAGCAGCACGAGUUCCAGUGCUGACGAGGAGGAGGCGACCGAUUACGUGUUCCGCAUCAUCACCACAUUCCGACCAGACAGCAUUCCUCCUGAGAUGUUGGAUCCUAAGGCCAACAUGAAGAGGGAACACUUUUCCUGGGCCUCAAAGAUUCCUCAGGCUCCGGUCCUCAUUGACUCCUCCUCUGUACGAAGCUAUGCCAAAAUCCAGGAGAAACAGAACAGUUCGUGCAUCAACAAGUCCGCCUCAGAUCACAGGUAUCAAAUGGCAACUCUGAAGCAUCUUUGUGACACCAUGAAGACUCAGAUCAUCUCCAGGGCCUUCUAUGGAUGGCUAGCCCACUGUCGUCAUCUGAAGACCGUUCGUACGCACCUGUCUGAGCUGGUUCUACACCGCAUUGUUCCUGCCGACAUUCCAUAUGACGCUUCCUGCGGACUCGUGGAGAGAACAUGGAGGGAACUAAAUCAGAACGGACAGGUGUCAAAUCCAGAGGAAGUGUACAGACUGGUGUAUUAUGGGGGAAUAGAACAUAGCAUCAGGAAAGAGGUGUGGCCUUACCUGCUGGGUCAUUACCGCUUCAAGAGCACGCCAGAGGAACGCCAGCGAAUGGACCAACACGUAAAGACUCUGUACGAGAAAACAAUGUCAGAAUGGCUGGCUGUGGAGGCCAUAGUGAAACAGAGGGAGAAGGAGACAAUGGCCGCCAACAUCAUGAAGAACUUGUCCUCAGAGAGCACAGACAUGGCAAUGCCAGGGCCGUUCACUCGAGGAGACUCGAGUCUGAGUAACGAUGUGUUCGAGUCCCUGGAUGAGUGGGACAACAUUAUGACUCAGGAGACGGUCAUUGAGGAGAGCUCAACCACAGGGACCACUUGUACCCCCACCACAGACAGGAAGCAGAGCCUGGAGCUCCACCUACAAGGGGAGAUCACAUGUGUGGAGGAACAGAUCUCGCACAACAUUAUACUGAGUAAGAGGGAGUUUGUCUGUAAGUCUUUCUCCGAGAGCCCUGAUGAUGGGCUUGGAGACUCGAUCGCACCUCACGGUUCUCAGGACAGGUCCAAACUUGACUCUGCCGGAGACUCGGAAGGGACGGACAUUUCUAAGUUUGACAGGGACGGAAGUCUGGAAAGAGUGAUGCACUUAACUAAACACUCGUGUUCUAUAGACAGUGCUGAGGCUGAUGUUGAGGAAGUGAGCGAUGACAGCAGCGAUGAUGAGGACAGCGAUGUAUCGUCUGAUCAUGAGAUGACCGAUGACACGGCCAAAUCAACACUAGAUCCAGCAACUGCAGAACAAACAAAAGGAUUGUCUGCUUCAAAGGAAAGCUUGAUUUCUCCAGCGUCGCCGGCAUCUCAUGGGGGUGUGUACUCGGCGGAGAUGUUGGAUGCGGUGGGGCUGAACUUACACCGCAUUGACAAGGACGUUCAGCGCUGUGACAGGAACUACUGGUAUUUCACCCCAGCCAACCUGGAGAAGCUGCGCAACAUCAUGUGCACGUAUGUGUGGGAGCACCUGGAUGUAGGUUAUGUGCAGGGCAUGUGUGACCUCGUGGCACCUCUUCUAGUCAUAUUUGAUGAUGAAUCACUGACCUACAGCUGUUUCUGUGAGCUGAUGAAGAGGAUGUCGGCAAACUUCCCCCAUGGAGGAGCCAUGGACACCCACUUUGCUAACAUGAGAUCUCUUAUUCAAAUUCUAGAUGCUGAACUCUUUGAACACAUGCAUCACCAUGGAGACUACACACAUUUCUACUUCUGCUAUCGAUGGUUCCUGUUAGACUUCAAAAGAGAGCUUCUGUACGAUGACGUAUUCUCAGUGUGGGAGACGAUAUGGGCGGCCAAGUACAUCAGCUCUCCCCAUUUUGUGCUAUUUAUAGCCCUGGCCUUGGUGGAGGUUUACCGCGAUAUCAUUCUAGAUAACAACAUGGACUUCACAGACAUCAUCAAGUUCUUCAAUGAAAUGGCAGAGAGACACAAAUCUAAACAGGUGUUAAAGAUUGCCCAGGACUUGAUUCACAAGCUACAAACGCUUAUAGAAAACAAAUGAUUUAGAUUUAUUGAUCACAGUCGCUGUUCAAAGGGAGGUAAAGCCGAGAGGAUGUGCGAUAUAGAUCUGUCUCUAUGAAAUGUUUGAAUCCUCUCUCUUAAAAUCCAGGACCACUAGAUAAAUAAUGCAUUACAUACAGUAAAAGAUAAUCUAAGUCCUGUUUCAUGAUUAACAUAAUGUAUAAAGAAAAAAAAAUCACUAAUUAUGUGCAAUUAUUAGUUGAUGUGAUUUUGUGUCAUUGUUGAUAAUGUAUCCUUGUGAGAAAAAACUGUCAGUUAAUAUCUUUGUUAAUCCAGAUUAUUUUUUAGAGAUAUGAUUUGUGAUCAUCCGUGUUAUUGCUCAUCAUCAGUUCAUUCCAUUUAGACACAAUUCUAUGAAGCUCCAGAUAUGUUGUUUUUAUUUUAUUUUUUUUUUAAUAGUUUAUCACUGUUGACUUUGAUUAUUUUUGUUAAAUUGUUACUACAUAUCUUAUGACUCGAUUCCAGUGUAGGAGAGUUCCAGCAUGUGUUAGUUUUAAAUGGAGUUUGGAGAUUUUCAAACAGAAUAUAUGUUCUGAGAUUAUCUUCAGAGAUGUUAGAUCAAUGAGACUUUUAAAUGUUCUGGUAACCAAUGCAAAAACUGAUGAAAUACGACCCUAAACAAAAUUUUUCUGGAGAGAAGAUUUUGCAUCAUCAUCAUCUCAAGUGCAAUAAAUUUAGAUAACAGAGAACUGCUUAACAUUACUCUAAAAGCCAGAUGAUUUAGAAAUCACAAAAUAUGUACCGGUACAAUGUAAUUGAUUAAAAUAAAUUAACCUAUUUUGGAUAAUAAUGCAAACAUUUACACCUGCAGAAAAAAACCUGUUGUACAGUGAGUAUUAGACUCACUGAAGUCAUUAUAAUGGAGGAAAAGUAGGUAGUUAGUGAUCAUGUUUUGUGUUCAACUAAUGCUUUUGUUUUGUUGCUAGCUUAUGACAUGUUUUAAACAUAAUGAACAAAAAAGACUAGUCUCAUGUACAGGAAAAUUCCACUGUUUUGCCUGGGACCCUUCAUAGAUUUGAAAGAAAAAGAACAUGCAAUGAAAUCCUUUGUCUCAUUCAAACAUGUUUUUUACUUGCCUUCAAUGUCAUAAUUAUGUAUGUAUUAAGUUGAUAACUAGAACAUUGUAAGAUGCCAAAAUUUUAUUAAGAGAUAGGUAUUAGUGUAAAGACACCUGACUUCAUGUAACUCUUUCCGACAUACCUUAUGUAAUGAUGGGACUAUCCAGGUUAGGAUUACAACAAUGGUGAGGUACAUCAAGGAGAGUGGGCAAUCGUUGACAACAAGUGUGAGCAUAUGUUGAAAUAGUGGGCAGAUAAUGGCAUAGUGUGAGCAGAAAGUGUCCGCAAAUUUUGGCAUAGUGUCAGCAGAUGUUGGCAUGGUUUUGACAGAUGUUGGCACAGUGUGGGUAUGAGUUGAAAGGAUGGGCAGAUGUUGGCAUAGUGUGGUCAGAUGUGGUCAGUAGUUGACAUAUUGAAGGAAGAUGAAAAGUUUGGGUAGAUUUUGGCAUAAUGUGGGAGGAUGUUGAUAGUGUUGCAGAUGUUUGGCAGUGUAAGCAGACAUUUGCUAGUGUGGGCAGAUGUUGGUAGAGUGUGAGCUGAUUUUGGCACUAGAUGGGUUAUUUUGGCAUAGUGUAUUAAGUUAUUCAAAGGGUGGGCAGAUGUUGUCAAGGUGAGGAAAGAUAUUGACAGUGUUGGCAGAUAUUGGCGUAGUGUGAGCUGACAAUCUACACUCUAUGUAGGCAAAGCCAUUAGUGGGUGGACAUUUGCAAAACGUGGAAAGGCGAUGGCAAGAAGUGGGCAUUGUGUUUUGUUCAGUGAGUUUUGGUGUACUUCGCUGUCCACUCUCUUUGCAGUUUAUGUAAAAUAGCUGUAGUCCUGACUAUGGACUCUAUAGUCACCCUGAAAAAACAGAAUUGACACAUGUGAAAGACGUUUUUAAUGACAUUUUCUGUUUUGCAUUCCUCAAUAGAAAUGCAUUUGUUGCAGUUUUAUUUGGAUUUUUUAUACCGGUUUUAAUGGCAGUAGCUAUAUUGAUCAGUGAGAACAAUUCAUUUUCAUGCAGGUCGUUCUUUCCCACCGUCAUGAACUUGUUAACAGAACUUUCGUUGUAUAUUGUCCUCCAUGUUAGAUUCGUGAUUUGUAUAAAUUGUUAUUAUUAUUAUCCAUUGACAGUGUUAUCGUUAAUGAUUCAAAGAUGAAUGUAAUAAAUACUGGAAAUUUCA
Molecule: messenger RNA, 5651 nt
Organism: Magallana angulata
Lineage: Eukaryota; Metazoa; Mollusca; Bivalvia; Ostreida; Ostreidae
Product: small G protein signaling modulator 1-like
Exons: 24
Coding region: 120-3410 (1096 amino acids)
Biological process (GO): activation of GTPase activity
Molecular function (GO): GTPase activator activity
Source: RefSeq, a predicted model, not a curated record